AUGAAGACGUGUAUCGUGCUAAGCGUUCUUCUGUUUUCACAUUUGUGUAGCGGCAAAUUUCCGCCUUGGUUUAAAUUUGGUGCAGCUACUUCCUCGUAUCAAAUAGAAGGAGCCUGGAAUAUAAGUGACAAAACUCCAAGCAUCUGGGAUACAUUUUGUCACAUUAAAUAUGAUGUUAAAUGCUCCAACGCAAAUGGUGACGUAGCAGCCAAUUCCUACUAUCAGUGGGAAGAAGAUCUUGACGCCGCCGCUGACUUGGGACUAGACUAUUACAGAUUUUCAAUAUCCUGGACAAGAAUCCUACCCACAGGAUAUCCAAACAAAAUAAGCAAAGAUGGCGUUCGAUACUACAAUGAACUUAUCAACGGACUGCUCGCAAGGGGAAUCGUACCUAUGGUCACAAUGUACCAUUGGGAAUUACCACAAAACUUACAAGACUUGGGUGGUUGGACCAAUUCUCUAAUAGGCACUUGGUUUGCGGAUUACGCAAAGGUGCUAUUUACUCUUUUCGGUGAUCGAGUCAAGACUUGGCUGACUAUCAACGAGCCAUUAAUUACGUGCGCAGCCGCAUACGGUAAAAACACCGGCUUUGCCCCAGGAAUUAGCGAUCCUAAUUACGGAGCUUUUUUAUGCGCUAAGAACACUUUGCUGGCCCAUGCGCAUGCCUGGAGAAUUUAUGAUGUGAUGUUUAAACCAAAAUAUCGUGGUAAAGUGAGUAUUGUGAACCAGAUAUUCUGGAUGGAGGGGCAAAGUGAGAAGGAACGGAAACUAGGGGAGCUCACCUUUAGUUUAAAUGUAAGCACAUUGCAAAAGGUAAUUUAUACAUAUCCAGUAUUUUCAAAGAACGGUGGAUGGCCCGCGGAGAUAGAAGAGAUAAUCUCCACCAACAGUAAAAACGAAGGUUUUAGCUUUUCUAGACUGCCACCAUUCACUACAGAGGAAAUUAAUUUUAUAAAAGGUAUUUUUAAAACAUUGUUACGAGCUAGAGGAUCGGAUAGAAAAUGCCGUAGAUCUCAUCAAGGGUUUAUUUCUAAAUAA
Pieris macdunnoughi is the source of this 1038-nucleotide messenger RNA. Lineage: Eukaryota; Metazoa; Arthropoda; Insecta; Lepidoptera; Pieridae. The record is from the annotation of a GenBank genome assembly.